Molecule: messenger RNA, 1378 nt
Organism: Ixodes scapularis (black-legged tick)
Lineage: Eukaryota; Metazoa; Arthropoda; Arachnida; Ixodida; Ixodidae
Product: zinc finger protein 771-like
Exons: 1
Coding region: 1-1254 (417 amino acids)
Biological process (GO): regulation of transcription by RNA polymerase II
Cellular component (GO): nucleus
Molecular function (GO): RNA polymerase II cis-regulatory region sequence-specific DNA binding; DNA-binding transcription factor activity, RNA polymerase II-specific
Source: RefSeq, a predicted model, not a curated record
AUGGAGACGGGGAAAACCGGACCCGUGGCAUACCAGGCGUCCACACUCAAGAGCACAAAGGCUGCUAACCAAACUGAACAGUGUAGAGCCUCCUCUACGCAGGGACAGGCACCCACACCCGUCGCAGCAACCAUCACCAUCGCACUCCAGCGCCCGUUGUGCGGCCGUCUGUUCGCUACCCACACGUUGGCGGAAGAGCACCUGACAACGGCGCACGCCGAUGGUGUCCUCCAGCCGCUUCCACAUCCCAGUAGCCAGGGCCCAGUGGCGGGCAACCGCUGUCAGUUAUGCGACAAAGCGUUCGCCUCGACCAGUAGCCUUCGCACGCACACGCUCAUCCACGCGGGCAGACGGCCCCACGCAUGCCUGGUGUGCGGCAAACAGUUCACGGCCUUGUCGAACCUCAAGGCCCACGCGGUCAUCCACACCGGAGAGCGGAGAUUUCGGUGCAGCGAGUGCGGCAAGGCCUUCGUCACGUCCAGCCACCUCAAGACCCACUCUAUGGUGCACAGCGGCCGAAAACCCUUCCAGUGCGAGGUCUGCCUCAAGGAGUUCGCCGUGAGCAGCAACCUGCGCUCGCACAUGUUCGUGCACACGGGCGAACGACGCCACGAGUGCCACGUCUGCGGCAAGCAGUUCUCUUCGUCCAGUCACGUCAAGACCCACAUGACCACUCAUUCCGGCGAGCGGCCCCACCGUUGCGAUCUCUGUCCCAAAACGUUCUCCGUGGUGAGCAACCUCAAGGCCCACCGGAAGAUUCACCUGGGCCAGAAGGACCACGCGUGCGACGUGUGUGGCAAGCUCUUUUACACCUCCAGUGAUAUGAAGUCCCACAGGAUGGUGCACACCGGCGAGAAACCGCACCAGUGCCUGGUCUGUCUGGAGCGGUUCGGAAAGCGGUCCAACAUGAAGGCGCACGCCUUGACGCACACCGGUGAGCGUCCCUUCAAAUGCCAGUUCUGCGAAAAACGCUUCUCCAAGGCAGCCAACCUCCGCAUCCACGUGAACAGAUGCCACGCCGAGAUGAUCGCCGUCCAGCCAAAGCGCGGUUAUGCAUGUCCUCACGCCCUCAACGAAACAGCGAGCGCGUCUCUUGUUAGGCUGGAAACGACGCCCACUGAUUGCAUUGCUGAACAAGCCGUUAUGGAAGAAGACAGUGCUCCUGGAAACGGAUGCACGAUGGAGUAUAUGACCCCGAAGGAUGAUGUGACGGUUGCAAGUUUGUCGGCUGUUAUUCACGGUGAUCUUUUUUGACCGAAGGCGGGGGUUGCUCUCGAGACUUCCUGGCAAAGAUCAUUGUCUCUCAGACCGGACCGUAACGCACAAAAUUGAGAAAAAGAAAGAGAUGAAUAAGAAAACUUUUAGAAUAGCCUUUCUC